AUGCCUUUUUCUGCGCGAGAGGGUGGCGGUGGAGGAGGUAAGGGGAAGGGCCAUGACAUCACGCCUUUUGAGAAUUCUCAAAAUUUGGCAGCGAGGAGAGGGCAGACGUGGAGGGAGGGGGCAUCACGCUUCAAGUUGGCACACCCCUCCACCGCAUUCCACCCCUCCCCACUCCUGCAGGCCAUUCAUCUCGACCUGAGCGGGCAAUUUGGUCAGGAGGAGAGGGCGGACGUGGAGGGCGCAUCGGUCAUUGGAACAGCAGCCUUCCACCGGGUGGCAUCCCACCGCGCCAUCUACAUCCACCAUCUGCUCUCCUUCGGCUUCUCGGUCCUCUACAGCGACAUUGACAUCGCCUUUCUGCACAACCCCCUCCCCUUCUUCCAAAAACCUGACUCUAGCGGCAGCAGCAGUGGCAGCAGUAGCGGCGACAUUAAACCUGGCCCUAGCUUAGGUGCAUCUGCUGCGGCUGCCGAAACUAUCACCGAUUUCGACAUGUUCCUCACCCACGACCGCUACAUGAAGCAGCCCUCGCCCUACAUCGACCCCAUCGACCCCACGUUCAUCAACGGCCAGCCCCUCUUCUGCAGCUGCUUCCUCUUCUUCCGCCCCACUCUCCCGGCAAAGAGCCUCGUAGGCAACUGGGCGUUUCGGAUGGCAAAGCUAGGCCGGCAGGGGGGUCUAGACCAAGACCAGCUGAAUCUAGUCAUGCAGUGGAUGCUUGAGCGGAAGGUGCUUCCGAGGAUAGGAGUGCUGCCGCCGCUGCAGUUCCCGUCCGGGCAGCUGAUGAAGGAUCACUGGGGGCGGUUUGAGGAGGUGCGGCCGAGAGUGGUGAUGGUGCACGCGAAUUAUCUCACUGGGAAGGUUGCGAAGAUCAAGGGGUUGAAGAAGGCGGGGCUGUGGCGGGUGAAGGUGAAAGAGCAGGGGAAUGCGACUGCUGCUGCUGGUGCUGCUGCCUCUAGGGCUCCUGCUGCUGCGGCGGCUGGGAAGGGGAAAGGAGAUAGUGACAAGGAGGCAGGGGUAGUAGAAGGCAAUGAGGAAGAAGAGGAGAAGGAGGAUGAGGAGGAAGAGGAGGAGCCGGUGCUGCUGUUCCCAAUGCCCCGGCGGCCAGAUGAGGCUGGAGAGGUGGACAGUCUUGACGAGACCCCUGGGAUGCUGGAGAGGGGGAGAGAGGAGGGCCGCGCAGGGGGGAAGGGCAAGGUGGGGGAGGCCCGGGUGGGGGAGCCGCUGGCAGGAGGAGGGGGAGAGGGAGGGGGAGCGUCAGGGGGAAGUGGUGGGGAGGGAGGGGGGGAUUGGGAGGCGGAGGUGUUGGGAGCGGUGGAGCCGUGGGUAGGGGAGCAUCUUGGGGAGAUGGAGGAGAAGGGGAUGAGGAUCAAGGGGGCUGCUGGCAUGGUGAUCGUCACUGUUGCCUGCGAUGGCCAGGAGGCGUUAUUCCGCAACUGGUUCACCCAUGUGGGCCGCAUCCCUUCUCUCGGCAACAUUGUGCUCGCUUCCGUGCCUCCUCAGAUGAGCAUGCCAGGCGGCCAUGUGAUCACACGCUCCAGUGACAGCGUGUCGCCCCGAGUGGCCAGAGCCACGUGCCUGCUGCUGCCGCCCCUCAUCCUCGCCCGCUUGCUGGCUGCCAACGUCACUGUUGUCUACAGCGACAUCAACUCGGUGUGGCUGCGUGACCCUCGCCGCUACUUCCCGCCAUCCCAUUCCCUCGUGCUGCCCUCCCUCUCCCACCAAGACCCGCCUCUGCAGCAGCAGCAGCAGCAGCAGCAGCAGCCAGACACGCCACCAGCGCAAGGGGCAGCAGAGAACAGGCAGCAGGCAGCAGCCCCUGCACCCCCCAACACCACCGCCCUCGCACCGUCCCUCCUGGGGUCCCUCUCUCCAUGGCUCAUGGCUCUUCGCCCCUCCCCUGCUGUGCAAGCCAUGGUGCAUCGGUGGGCUGUUGGGGCUUUAAGGGGAUAUGUGACGGCAGGUGCGGCAGCAGCAAGGGGUGGUUCAGGGGUGUUUUCUGGUCCGGAGGUUCUUAGCACGGCGCUCAAUCACGCUGUGGCGGAGAUGGUUCGGGGAGAGAGUCUCGUGGGAGUUGAGGAGGAUGGGUUCGCUGUAGGUUCGGAAGGAGCUGUGGACGCAGGCAUGGAAGCAGGUACUGAAGCAGGUACGGAAGCACGUACGGGAGCAGGUACGGGAGGAGGCACAAGAGGCACAGGAGAUACAGGAGCGAGCGUGGGGGUACUUCCAGAGCAGUUAUUCCCCCCUGGGUGGAGGGCGGUAGGGGACAGAGCAUGGCUGGAGGCGCAUAGGAGAGAGAUAGUGGCUGUGCAGGUGAGCUGUCGGGAGGAUGGCAGGCAGCAGGAGGUUUGUCUUCGAGACAUGAAGCUGUGGCUGUAA
Messenger RNA from Closterium sp. NIES-65, 2379 nucleotides. The record is from the annotation of a GenBank genome assembly. NCBI's taxonomy places the organism in Eukaryota, Viridiplantae, Streptophyta, Zygnematophyceae, Desmidiales, Closteriaceae.